AUGACCGGAGAUUAUGUAGUGACAUUAGUCGGUGGAUCUCCUUGGGGCUUUCGCAUCAGAGGUGGAUCCGAAACCUCUCGACCCAUUCACGUGUCCAGGAUUAAUGGAGGUGGCAAAGCGGGGAAGUACGGAAUUCGUGAGGGAGAUAUUAUCGAAGCCGUAAACGGACGCUGCCUGUCUGGAUUGUCGCAAAUCGAAGUCCAACAACUCAUCAGGAAUUCCGGUGACAAUUUGACUCUUCGACUUCGCAGGGACAACGAGUUACUUUCUAGACCACUCCAAACUGUCGAUAGUCGUCUAACGGGCGAGUUAAUGGGAUAUGUUACUAAAGACAUUCCUCUUGAGAAUCCUUUAGUCUUUUAUCGUUGA
This is a messenger RNA of Centruroides sculpturatus (bark scorpion), 369 nucleotides long. RefSeq names its product PDZ and LIM domain protein 7-like. The transcript is spliced from 4 exons. The record is from RefSeq and is a predicted model, not a curated record. The coding region runs from base 1 to 369 and encodes 122 amino acids. Gene Ontology annotation, molecular function: muscle alpha-actinin binding; actin binding. Lineage: Eukaryota; Metazoa; Arthropoda; Arachnida; Scorpiones; Buthidae. Gene Ontology annotation, cellular component: stress fiber; filamentous actin; adherens junction. Gene Ontology annotation, biological process: actin cytoskeleton organization; muscle structure development.